This is a messenger RNA of Mercurialis annua (annual mercury), 1270 nucleotides long. Its product is annotated as 2-oxoglutarate-Fe(II) type oxidoreductase hxnY-like. Lineage: Eukaryota; Viridiplantae; Streptophyta; Magnoliopsida; Malpighiales; Euphorbiaceae. The record is from RefSeq and is a predicted model, not a curated record. Bases 52 to 1065 code for a protein of 337 amino acids. The transcript has 9 exons.
ACUACAUAACAGUUAGUUAAACAGUCAUCUUCAUGCCAUGUUAGUCAGGCCAUGGAAGUUUCUAUAAAUACUUGUACUCACCGCCUAGCAAACCAUGUCAUAUUUGUUCUGCUGCAUCCUGAAACCACACAUCAUAUUUCCCCACAACUCACAAUGACAGUCACUGCACAACUUCCGAUCGUUGACCUCUCUUCACCGGACCACUUAUCACUCGCCAACUCGAUCCGCCGGGCAUGUGAGGAAUAUGGAUUUUUCUACCUUAUCAAUCAUGGAAUAGAGAAAGGUUUCAUCGCUGAAGUUUUUGAAGAAAGCAAGAAACUUUUCUCACUUCCUUUGAAUGAGAAAAUGAAAUUGUUUCGCCAGAAUUACAGAGGCUACGUUCCAUUAUACUCUCAGAAUUUUGAUUUUGCUUCUCGUAAUUCUAAAGGUAGUGCAAAUGAAAGUUUUUCUAUUGGUCCUUUGGAAAAUAGUGAAAAUCGGUGGCCAUCGGAAGAAGUUCCCCCAUCAUGGAAACCAACGAUGGAAGCUUAUCACACAAACCUUCUGUCCACGGGAAAACGAGUACUGUCAUUGAUGGCUUUGGCUCUGAAGUUGGAUAAAGAUUACUUUGACAAAAUAGGAGCACCGCAAGGCACUCUUCGCCUCUUACAUUAUCCAGGUGAAGUGGAGCGUUCUGAGGAAGAGAUAUUGAGCGUUGCGGCACAUUCAGACUUCGGAAUGAUCACUCUUCUGAUGACCGAGGGUGUGCCAGGGCUUCAGGUUUGUAGAGACAAAUUCAAGGAAACACCGACCUGGGAGAAUGUUUUACAUAUGGAUGGGGCCUUCAUUGUCAACAUUGGAGACUUGAUGGAGAGAUGGACUAAUUGUUCUUUUCGGUCCACAUUGCACAGAGUGAUCCCGGCAGGACAAAAACGCUACUCCAUGGCAUACUUUGUGAAUCCGAACCCUGAUUGCAUUGUCCAAUGUUUGGAAAGUUGUUACAGUGAAUCGUGUCCCCGAAGGUUUCCUCCAAUUCGCAGUGGAGACUAUAUAAAGGAGCUGCUGAGGUUAACAUAUGACUCAUAGAGUGAAGCCUUAGGAGCGAAAUUGGUUGCUGAAAUAUCGAGUUCCAUUGAAGUUAUAACAGUUACAUAUUUGGUGUACUAUGGAGUACUUUAUCAUUAUCCAGUGUGUGAAUGUCGUACUUUAUUAAAUAAUUUGGUAUUUAAUGCUUAAUUAAGUAAAGUUUGGUACUUAUGUUCAUAUUGUAUUUGGCCUAAGUGCAAAAUUA